AUGAAUUCGGUACGCCCGGCCCGGAGCGUCUUGUCGAGAUGUGUCUCCGUCUCGAGCACACCGGCCCUCCCCUGCCGUCUAUUCCACAGCUCCGUUAGCCGGUCGGGGCGGAGGCGGUCACGAUUUAACAAUGUCACCGCCGAACAGAUGGGACUGACGACCCCCGAUAAAAUCGAGUCGUAUGCGAAGCGCCAGUUCCCCGAUUACACAGAGGAGGAGAAGGCGGCUCUCAAGCAGAAGUACACUCCUGAGCAGUGGGAGGCUCUCGAGGCGGCCGAGGCGGCCAUUGACCCGAAAGACCUGGUGAUCCAGGGUCGGUUACGGACGGACCCCUACAAGCAGCCCUAUAUCGAAGAUUUUGCGACGAUCCAGCCGAUUAUCGACGCAAAACCUCAGAAGACCAUGCAACCUAAAGAAGUGAAGUGGCUCCCAAGGAGAGAGUGGGUUGACGACUACAUUGAGAAGAUGGCAGACCGGGUCGAUACCCAGUUGAAGGACACCAUGGGCCAGGCCUUUGCUAGGGCGCUGCGCAAGGUCAAGAAGAUGAACCCGGACAAGCUUGACUUCACGGAGGAGGAGCUGAAGGAGCUGGAGACGAACCCCGAGUUGCGCAGGAAGUUCCUGGUUGACCAAGACGCCGAUGUCUUAGGAGGCAACGAGCCGAGGGCGCCCGUCCAGUCGGAGAUUGCAGGCGACAACUGGAUGGAGUUGAUCGACAAGCAUUUCUUCGAAGAGCUCCAACAGUCCCUCUCCACCGACCAGAACCCCCUUCGCCCCUCCCGCCUGGACUCGUGGAAGGCCAUUGAAGGUGAGGACGGCAAUUCGGCGCUGUCUCCCGAACUUGGCAAGAUCGAAGGUGUCAAGGGCCUCUACAAGCCCCCCGAGGACCCUGAGGACGAUGGCCUCGACCCCACAGGCAGCUACAUGAAUCUCAAACAGAUCACCGGCAUGAAGAUGACUGACAUCCUCUCUAUCCUGACCAAGAGAGUCGUCUUCCGCUCAGUCUCCAACCAGACCCGUCUGGGCAAGAUCCGCAGUGCCUCCGUCAUCGUCGUGGCCGGCAACGGCGACGGCAGACUGGGCCUGGGAGAGGCCAAGUCAACGGAUUCCAGCAUUGCCACGGCGACGGCCACCCUUCUUGCGAUUCGCAACAUGAAGCCUAUUCGCCGGUACGAGAAUCGCACCAUCUACGGCAACGUCGAGGCCAAGAUCUCGGGAACCGUUGUGAAGCUUGCCGCCCGUCCUCCAGGUUUCGGACUCCGCGUCUCCCACAGGAUAUUUGAGAUGGCUCGCCUCGCCGGAAUCCACGACCUGGCCGCCAGUAUCCCCCGUUCCAACAACCCCUAUAACACCGUCUACGCCGCCUACAAGGCCCUUCUGAACCAACCCAACCCAGAGGAUAUUGCCAUCGGGCGCGGGAAGAAGCUGGUCGACGUGAGGAAGGUGUACUACGGCGGCUCUGUAUAUUAA
Messenger RNA from Colletotrichum graminicola M1.001, 1470 nucleotides. RefSeq lists its product as uncharacterized. Gene Ontology annotation, molecular function: RNA binding; structural constituent of ribosome. Gene Ontology annotation, cellular component: ribosome. Lineage: Eukaryota; Fungi; Ascomycota; Sordariomycetes; Glomerellales; Glomerellaceae. The transcript has 2 exons. Gene Ontology annotation, biological process: translation. The record is from RefSeq and is a predicted model, not a curated record. The coding region runs from base 1 to 1470 and encodes 489 amino acids.